GGCCGGGGCCGGGCACUGCGGGGCAGCCCGCGGGCGGCAGCGGGCUCGGCGCCUCUUGGCCGGCGGCUGGCGGGGCGCUCUCCCGCCGCGGGGGCUGCACAAUGGCAGGCGGGCGCUAGGAUGGAUCCUGCCGUGGCUUUUGUUCUGCAGAUCCACCCAUCCUCUUAGCAGUCAAGCACCGGGCUAUGGUUUUUCCUCUCUGGGGAUCUCUCUUCCGCCUUUUGCCGGUGUCUCCGAGGAGGUUUUGGCCUCGGCUGGGAUUUCACUACCUUACUUUUCGUUUGGCUUCGAGCUGAAAAAAAGGAAAAAAAAAAAAAAAAAGGGAUUUCUUUCUUUUAUUUUCUCUCCACGCUUUUGGUUAUAAUCCAAUGUUGGUCUAGGGGGAAUAAGCGUUCAGCCUGGCUGAAAAAAAAGCAUCCGUUGAAAAGUCUCAAAGAAAUAUACCACGUGAGAAAAAAAAACUGGGAGAAGAUCGGAAUAUAAUCAUUUUUUUCUAUGAUAAAACUGGUGCCCCUCUUCAGGAGAACUGGUCUCAAUUUAUUAUUAUGCAACCACAAGGAUCUCUUCUUUCUCAGGGUGUAUAAGCUGCUGGAUUGCUUUUCGCCCAAAUCAAUGUGGUUUCUUUGGAACAUUUUCAGCAAAGGAUCGCAUAUGCUGCAGUGUCUUUGUGGCAAGAGUCUUAAGAAAAACAAGAACCAAACUGAUCCCCAGCUCAAGGGUAUAGUGACCAGGUUAUAUUGCAGGCAAGGCUACUACUUGCAAAUGCACCCCGAUGGAAGUCUCGAUGGAACCAAGGAUGACAGCAGUAAUUCUACAUUAUUCAACCUUAUACCAGUGGGACUUCGAGUUGUUGCUAUCCAGGGUGUAAAGACUGGCUUGUAUAUAGCCCUAAAUGGAGAAGGUUUCCUCUACACAUCAGAACUUUUUACACCGGAGUGCAAAUUCAAGGAGUCUGUUUUUGAAAAUUAUUAUGUAAUCUACUCAUCCAUGCUCUACAGACAACAGGAGUCGGGGAGGGCCUGGUUCUUGGGGCUGAACAAAGAAGGGCAGGUCAUGAAAGGGAACAGAGUGAAGAAAACAAAACCAGCAGCUCAUUUUCUACCCAAGCCAUUGGAAGUUGCCAUGUAUCGAGAACCAUCUUUGCAUGAUAUUGGAGAAACAGUGCCAAAGGCUGGGGUAACUCCAAGUAAAAGCACAAGUGCAUCUGCAAUAAUGAAUGGCGGCAAACCAGUUGUUAACAAGAGUAAGACGACAUAGCCAGAUCCU
This is a messenger RNA of Cuculus canorus (common cuckoo), 1266 nucleotides long. RefSeq names its product fibroblast growth factor 14 (gene FGF14). The record is from RefSeq and is a predicted model, not a curated record. Gene Ontology annotation, biological process: cell differentiation; animal organ morphogenesis; fibroblast growth factor receptor signaling pathway. Bases 496 to 1257 code for a protein of 253 amino acids. The transcript has 5 exons. Lineage: Eukaryota; Metazoa; Chordata; Aves; Cuculiformes; Cuculidae. Gene Ontology annotation, cellular component: cytoplasm. Gene Ontology annotation, molecular function: growth factor activity; fibroblast growth factor receptor binding.